AUGAAUGACACUUCCAUUGAUGUUGCAAAGGAGAUGGUAAAGGAACUCGAGAUCACAGAUUGGGAGCCAGUCGAGAUUGCUAAAAUGAUUGAUGGAGAGAUCUCUUCUUUGGUUCCUGGUAACAUGUAUGCAGCUUCGAGUUCAAGUAACUGGAGAUUAGCAUCAGACAACCGCUCACUUACAAGGAACCGCUCACUUGUAGACGUGCAGAGGCAGUUACUGCAGCGGUCUCUGUUGGAAGAGGCUAGGAAGAGAAGGUUGUUCAAAACUGUUGGAGACGUAGAAAACGUUGGGUUUCAGUCACCUUAUGCUGUCUCCAGGAAGCCACGUAGCUCAAGGCGCUAG
Molecule: messenger RNA, 345 nt
Organism: Eruca vesicaria subsp. sativa (arugula)
Lineage: Eukaryota; Viridiplantae; Streptophyta; Magnoliopsida; Brassicales; Brassicaceae
Source: the annotation of a GenBank genome assembly